Aureobasidium vineae is the source of this 2266-nucleotide messenger RNA. Lineage: Eukaryota; Fungi; Ascomycota; Dothideomycetes; Dothideales; Saccotheciaceae. The record is from the annotation of a GenBank genome assembly.
UGAUGAAAACAUGGAAAACGAGUCGCCGGAUACUCGUCCGCUAGGUCCUCGUAAUAGGCCUCGUGCGUCACAUGCUUGUGAACGCUGUCGGAUCAAGAAGGGAAGGUGCAACCAGCAGCAGCCUUGCUCGUCAUGUGUGCGUGUCAGCGCGCCAUGCUUUUAUGGAGAGGAGAGAAGGAGAACAAGAAGAAGGAAGGGUGAUCGAGUAGGGGAAGCUCCGNAGCAAGAUGAUAUGCGAUCGCAAGCUACCCCUCGACCCUGGCCAUUGACUCGGGAUGCUGCGUCGCUUUCUGCCCAAGAUGUCCUCGAAGAUGUAUCCAACAGUGCUUCCAUUUUGGAUAUGAGUCCAGAAGUCAACGUCAACUCCGUGCGCUCAGGCGAUGUGAAUCAACACACUCAAGGAACUGAGUUUUACGGGACAUCUUCCAACUAUGUACUGCUCAACCAGCUGUUCUCUCACGCUCGACAACACAGUCUCUCCAGACAGACCCCAAAUCCUGGUCGCUCAAAUCAACCAGCAAUAAACCCUGAUCAGAGAGACCCUACUCCGGCAGGAAGAAUGUCUCUUGUCAAUCUACUUGCAAAUGAAGAUGAUCUGCUGCCUCCCUCGAGAGAAAAGUCACCACAUCAAACAUCUCCUUCGGCAGUUCGGUCAUCCGCUUUUCGUACUCUACAACAAUCGAAUGACCGUGCGUCGAGCAGUAUAUCUCCUGCUUUAAAGUUUCUCGUUGCCGAAAGACGCCUUGAGAAAGCACUCGUUCGCAGCUAUAUGCAUAAUUUGCACUAUCUGCAUCCCAUGAUUGACUGUGACACAUUCAUCGGCCUAUAUGAGGAAUACUUGGCACAGUCUUACAAUCUGCAUGAAAGAUCUCCUCAGCUCAGGCACUUCUUUGCUCUCUACAACAUUGUUGUUUCUGUUGGAGCACUCGUAGCUGGAUCAGAUCUUACCGAAGAGUUUCACCACGAAAUCAAAAUGAUGCUGCAAAACAGAAAAGAUACCCAAGAUCUUGGGAAAGCUCCAUUACAAGGACUAUCAAGGCACUAUUUCCGAAAAUCGCGAAGUCUGCUUGGAGACGUGUUUGAGGCAUGCUCUUUGGAAAGUGCUCAGACGCUCUUGUUGAUGUCUCUGUAUUGCCAGAAUUCGCUAAAGCCACACGCAUGUUACAUGUACUGUGGAAUGGCUGUUCGAACUGCGCUUGCUAUUGGCCUACCAUCUGAGUCGAUGUCGAAUUCCGUCGAGGCUUGCAAGGCUGCACGAAGAACUUGGUGUCUUGGGAAACCAAGAAAGUAUCCCAUCCUGCAACCUCAGAUCAAGGCGAAUUCGAGCUCCGACCCGGCCUAUCUGGAGGGAUCCAAUAUCUCUAUGAUCAACGUGAUGGUCGACUUCGCGGUCAUACUGCGACGUAUCUCCAAGGACAUAUACCAUUGUCAGAAAGAGGUAACUGCCUCCCAGAAAUCGACUGCUGCUUUCUUCAUAGACGCGCUCCUCGAUCAAUGGAAGCUCAGCCUCCCGGCCUGGCAUAACUUUGACGUUGUCGACUUUCGAGAACCAGAAUGGGCCGCAAAACAAAAGCUUGUUCUCCAACUGCGCUACCUGAACGCUCGUGUUAUUUUGCAUCGUCCAUUCCUAUCAGACUCGAGCAUGGGUGCGCUCCAAGAGAGGCAGAAGCAUAUCGAUCUAUGUCUCGAAGCAGCCCGUAAGACCAUACAAAUCUUGUACGAGUCGUACGCGAACAAACACUAUUUCCGUACAUGGUGGUAUAAUUCGACCUACACCUUGUAUGCUGGAAUGAUCGUGCUUUAUGUUGUCAUGCUUGGACACAGCACUGUCGCGCACGAUAUCCUGCUAGACGAUGUCAAGAAGAGUCGAGACAUCCUGAGAUCUAUGGAAGAAGCAAGUGUGGCUCGCCGUAGUGCAGACUUGUUGAGCGAAGUUUUGGAGGUCGCUACUGCUUACACACAGAAAAAUCAGGAUACAAGGGCCAACGUGCCCGCAGCGCUUCCUGCAAGCUAUGCUUCUGACGAUCAUGCACGCCAUGGACCUUCACUUUUGCCAAGUGAGAUCAGUAGCACGAGCUUCGUCCAGGAUCCGGAAGCAUUCAUGGCAUCCUUGAUUGACCCCAGCAUACUUCAAGAUUUUACCAUGGACUCGAACGAUUGGACAGGAUUUGGCUUCUCUCCAUCACUGGAGGACUUCCAGGAAGCAAGCGAUAGUCGAACCAAUGUCUUUUCCAUCAACAGCACUGAGAGGAGACAUGCCACGACU